Molecule: messenger RNA, 2404 nt
Organism: Eriocheir sinensis (Chinese mitten crab)
Lineage: Eukaryota; Metazoa; Arthropoda; Malacostraca; Decapoda; Varunidae
Exons: 6
Coding region: 1589-2404 (271 amino acids)
Source: RefSeq, a predicted model, not a curated record
UAUACACCUGCCCCACACACCUGUACGGCACCUCGCCUGUGCAGCCCUACACCACAAACCUGUACACUAUCAUCAGCUUCACACAGCAAUCUCAAUAAAGCCUGUCUGUUUAAGUUAACAAAAAAUAUAAAGUAGUUACACGUAGUUUUCUUUCUCCAAAUUAUAUUUUUUCACUUUUUAUGCGGACUGGACAUCAUUCCUUUUUAAUGAUUUUCUUCUUAUAACGUUUUUCUGCCAAACUUGAUCAUUUUAGUUUCCCAGGUUGAUUAAAUUUAUCUUUCUCCAGAUUAACUAUACGAUGAUCGCAGUGUCUAAAUUUUCUAGACGAUACGGUCUUUCGGGUCGCGAGUCAGUCUGUCCGACACAUGAUUAAAACAAAUAUUGUGCCCGCCAGCAGCUCUGAGUUAACCUGACGUGCCAGCAAAUACGUUUGUCCAUAUGAGGACUUUUCUCUUUGGACUUUUUUUAUAGAGGUUUUCAAUUCACUGUUCAUAAUUUUAACUUCAUGAUUUCUGCAAACAACGCUUUCCUACAGAAGUCGGCAUUGUGACUGAGGAAAUCAUUCGUGGCUCGGUAGCACGUGGCUCCCUCCAGUCAUCACUGCGAGUAAAAUAAUCAACAUCUACUGUUCACGCCUGAGGGACCGUCUCACGGAUAUUAUGUACCAAUAGUUUUUUUUAAUUACUUUCACCAGAAAAUAUGUUGAUAGUCAGAACACAAUUGCUUAGUUAGUAUGGAUCACAUGUAUCAUUACACUGUAAAAGACUAUAAGUUUACUUACUUCUGCAUCCGCUUGAUAAAAAGGACGGAGAAAAAAGUUACUAGGUUUUCCUUAUAAUGACUUCAAUAUGUUAGAAAUACAACAAGGUGAGCGAUGCUUUCUUCGCAUAUUUUCAUAAGAAAUCAUUUCAGUGAAAUAUUACGGCACCGAGCCGUAUAGAAGAGGAUCGGAGAAGCAUUGCCUCUCCCGUUGUUCCGGCCAGAGGGCCAGGACACAGUGCUGCCUCGACCUAAUUAAUUCAGCUUUGAUAGUCCCCAAUCGUCCGACAAAGAAUCGACCAGCAGGUGAAUGGAUGUUCGCCCCUAGCAUCAGUGACAGCGGCGGCGGCGGUGGCAGGGCGGCAGUUGCUAUCUGGUGAUGGGAGGAGUGAGAUGUGCGCCGACGAGUCUACGGUGGUGCUAGUGUUUGGAAGUACUGACACAGGGAAAAAUAAAUAUCCCGUAUGCACCGACGGGUAUUGUCGAGUGCCCAUGUGUGGCAGUAAAGGCACGAGAAAAGUAAGAAACAAGCGAAGCAGUUUUUCAUAAAAAGGAAAAGUACAGGAAAAUGUUUAUUUGACGCCCUCGAAAAGGAUUAUCAGGUAACGAAGGAGUGUUGCAUGAAACGUGUCAAACUAAAACUAAAGAAAAAAUCUCUGAGAAUAUGUGCACUGAGGUCUCGCGAGUAUUCUUAAUUGAAGGCAAGAAAUAACAGUUAAGCAGAUCUCGUGCCUAUGACUUUAAAUGUACCCAAGGUCAAAAGACAUAGUCGAUUCGAAAAUUAUAAACUAUAAACGCCACGCCCAGUUUUAAUUGAGCGCCGCGGGUGAUGUCGGGGUGUCUUGGCGCCGCGGGGUGCCUGCUGGUGGCGGCGUGGGCAGUGGCGACCUCAGGGCAGAACGUGACAACACAGGUGGUGGUGGACUUCGUGCAGUUUUACAGACACCGCGACGUGUACGUGAUGGAUUCAGCAUUGGGCUCCUCGUGGGCGGCCGACACCUACCUCGCCCUGGCCACCCGCACCGCCGCCCUUGCCGCCGUGGUGCCCCUGGCCAGCCUCGGGGAGACACACGGCUGGCCCAGAGCCAACGUGAGCCCCCUGAUGGUGGCGUUGCUGCCCUCGCCACGCCACGCCGCCGCCCUCGCCCAAGUGUUCCCGAGGGCCCCAAGCUGGUCCUCAUGGCUGCUGCUGCUGCCUUCCCCCGACCUGACCCCCUGGCUGGAGCCCCUCACGCUUCUCCUAGACAGCAUGGUAACUGUGGCCGUCAUCCCCCCCGAGAGUGCGUCCGCCACCCUCUGGCAGGUGUACCAGGUGGCUCCAGGCAUGGACAAGAGGCUGCUGCACGCCGGCCGCUGGCUGCUGCCCACCCCCGAGGCUGACAAGGAGCUGGCCCGGGUCAGGGGUCAGAUGAUGCCCCGAGACAGGCUGGAGGAAAGGAAAGUGACCUUCGGCAGGAUGCUUGGCGUGGUGGGUGACCCGCUGCUGCGACGGGAAGACCUUUCGGGCCUCCAGCUCACCUGCUCCACAAUCCACGAGCCCCCAAAUACCCUGCUAAAGCCUCGCCAGUACGGCACUGUCAUCGUGACCGGCAUAUUCGGGGACGUCGUCACCACGCUGCAGCAGAUCACCAACUUCACGGUUUGA